AUGUUAACCAAAGAAAUAAUUACCUACACUAUUUGUUAUUUGUCAAAAUCAAUUGUUGUUAAUGACCGUUCAAUCAAACAAGUAAAUAUCAGUUCUCAUUGUGAUAAACACGACAAAGAAGGGAUUACUAAGGAAAAGAUUAUGAAUUUGGUAGAAUUAUUGGAUAAGGAAGAAUUUGAAGUAGUCGGAGAAGACGGCAAGAAAGAGGAAAAACUUUUUCGCCAAGUGGAAAGCGAUAAUGUUUUGGGAAGUGUGAUUCUCAGCAAAGAAGCCACCACUUUGGAAAAAAUCAAAUAUGAACUUUGCCAGAAUAUUGUUCGUUAUAAAAGAAUAAAAAAAAUGACCUUGGAUAAAGUGGCGAAUAUCUUACGACUAGACGAAUUAACUACUAAUAAACUCUUACAUUAUCAUAUUGAAGCCUUUGCCCUUGACAGCCUAAUUUCUUAUGUAGAAAAAUUAAAUCUUCCCCUUCGAGUAAAAAUUACCAGCGAAGAAAAAAGACAAAACGAGAAAGACAUCGAAAAAUUUACAGAGCGGUUUCGCAAAGAAUUACUCGAAACCAAAACUGAACUCUUACUAACUCAAAACAAAUUAAGAAAAUUACAAGAAAAAAACUAA
Molecule: messenger RNA, 618 nt
Organism: Racocetra fulgida
Lineage: Eukaryota; Fungi; Glomeromycota; Glomeromycetes; Diversisporales; Gigasporaceae
Source: the annotation of a GenBank genome assembly